Molecule: messenger RNA, 1408 nt
Organism: Polistes canadensis
Lineage: Eukaryota; Metazoa; Arthropoda; Insecta; Hymenoptera; Vespidae
Gene: Rab11
Product: ras-related protein Rab-11A
Exons: 5
Coding region: 302-949 (215 amino acids)
Biological process (GO): exocytosis
Cellular component (GO): recycling endosome
Molecular function (GO): GTPase activity; GTP binding
Source: RefSeq, a predicted model, not a curated record
UGAGUCUUUAAUGCGCAUGUGCAAGUCUCCGUAUUGGAGGGGCGUAGAAAGGAGGCCAUAUUGUACAGUUAAAUUGAAAGAACGAAAAUAAUUAUAUCAGCGUGAAGUGGGCACUAUUUAUCGUAAUAUUUUUAUCUCCUGUCUUUCAACGAACGUUAGUUGAAAUUCACAGUUACAAAACAAGUAAGAGGAGCCAAUCCGUGGGCUCCUGAUAUUUUAUACAUAAAUAUAUUUUAGUAGUGUAUUUCGAUCGAGAGGGCAUCGUCGGUCUAUAUUACAGGAGUUUGUUGCUGCAAGCGAAAUGGGCACUCGAGAUGACGAAUAUGACUAUUUAUUUAAAGUUGUCCUUAUUGGUGAUUCCGGAGUAGGAAAAAGUAACCUACUAUCUCGUUUCACGCGUAAUGAGUUUAAUUUGGAAUCAAAGUCUACUAUAGGUGUUGAAUUUGCAACACGCAGUAUACAAGUAGAUGGUAAAACUAUUAAAGCUCAAAUUUGGGAUACAGCUGGACAAGAACGUUAUCGAGCCAUUACUUCUGCAUAUUAUCGGGGUGCAGUUGGAGCAUUGUUGGUAUAUGAUAUCGCAAAACAUUUGACAUAUGAAAAUGUUGAAAGAUGGUUACGAGAAUUACGGGACCACGCAGAUCAAAAUAUUGUGAUCAUGUUAGUGGGAAACAAAUCAGAUUUAAGGCAUUUACGUGCAGUUCCAACUGAUGAGGCUAAAGCAUUUGCAGAAAGGAAUGGUCUUUCAUUUAUUGAAACCUCUGCUUUAGAUUCUACCAAUGUUGAAACAGCGUUCCAAAAUAUAUUAACAGAAAUAUACAGAAUCGUAUCACAAAAACAGAUACGAGAUCCACCAGAGGGAGAUACAAUUCGACCCCAAAAUGUAGAACCUAUUGAUGUCAAGCCAACAAUGAGUUCUGAUGGAAUGCGUAAACAGUGCUGUCAGUGACUUACCUUGCUGCUUAAAAUAAGCAGUCUCAAGGAGGAAGAAUGGAAUAAGAUACUGAUGAUAAAUAUGGCAAGUGCAUAAUGAUUUGAAAUUUAAGACUAUAUGCACAAGUCCAUAAUGUCAUAUGUUUGAAGAAUUUGUAACCCCAACAACAUCAGGGUAUACUAUUCAUUGAUGCUCAUAUGAGUAUACAUAUUAUGCAUUCACAGAAAUAGUUAAAAAUGAAAAAAAAACAAGCAUCACGGUUAUGUAUGAUGCAGUAAAAGUGAAUACAUAUGCAUUAUUCUGUCCUUAAAUUUAUCUUUACCCUGUCUGUUUUCAUAUUUUUGAUCAUAUACGAGGUCUGUUCAUGUAACAGAGAGAAACAUAAAUAUUGUAUAUAUAAUUGUCGUGUAUAAUUAAAUAUAAUAUUAUUUGAUUCUUAUUAUAUAUACAAAGAAUAAAAUCUCUAUUAUAUGA